UUAAACAUAGAAUAGAAUUGAAACAUGAGGAUCAUCUGGUGGAAAAUAAAAAUUAACUUGUAUAGUAAAAAUGAACAAAAAUAAUUUUGGAUCACAUAGGAAGAAUGGAAAGAAAUGCAAAUAAAGGUAACUAACCAU
Molecule: messenger RNA, 138 nt
Organism: Nezara viridula (southern green stink bug)
Lineage: Eukaryota; Metazoa; Arthropoda; Insecta; Hemiptera; Pentatomidae
Source: the annotation of a GenBank genome assembly